Pelobates cultripes (western spadefoot toad) is the source of this 8950-nucleotide messenger RNA. Lineage: Eukaryota; Metazoa; Chordata; Amphibia; Anura; Pelobatidae. The record is from the annotation of a GenBank genome assembly.
GAUGGUAGUCUCUGGCUGUUAAUAAUGACCCACAGUAGACCAUCUCCCUUUCCCGGGUCUGCCGCAGGUACCUCUGGCUCCUCUGCAGGGCAGAAAAAAGGCGUCUGCUGGCUCUUUAACGAGAGCCAGUGCCGGUGGUACAGUUCGUGCAGGUUUCGCCACGAAUGUGCUCACUGCGGGGGAGCGCACCCAGCUAUGCGCUGCUUCCGGAAAGGGAAACCGGUCGCCGGGAAGGGUCCUUCUCGAGACGACAUUCCUAGGGGAGAGGACCCCAGUGGAUGUCCUAAGAAUGCGCCCCUGGCUUGCCCGGUAUCAUAGAGUUCGCGAUGCGCAGAUCUUAUUCGACGGAUUUCAGGUGGGUUUUUGGAUUCCGUUUGUUCCGUCUUCAUUGCCCCAGUUUGCGGACAACUCCGCUCGGUUCAGGGCAAGGGAGAUAUUCUGCAGGACAAGUUAGACGCAGAGGUGCAAGUGGGUCGCAUGACAGGCCCUUUUUCCUUUUCCCCCCCCUUUUCUAAUUUACGCAUUUCUCCCCUGGGGAUGGUUCCUAAGAAGGAACCUGGUUCCUGUGGUUUGAUACACCAUCUGUCUUAUCCGUCGGGAGGUUCCGUAAACGAUGACAUCGGGAAAGAUGUUUGUUGAGUGCGCUAUGCAUCAAUCGACAGGGCGUUAGAGUUGGUGUGCCGUGCAGGGCCCGGUGCGUUGUUGGCAAAAUCUGACAUAGCAUUGGCUUUUCAUCUGUUGCCGGUUCACCCCUCCUGCUUUCACUUGCUAGGUUGUUCUUUUCGUGGGGUUGUAUACUAUGACAUGUGUUUGCCCAUGGCCUGUUCAAUUUCUUGUUUCUAUUUUGAGAUGUUUUUGUGUUUCUUGGAAUGGGUUACAGUGCAGGAGGCGGGUUUAUCGUACAAUCGUGGGGCAUUUCGGGGUCCGCGUCGCGGAGGCCAAAACGGUGGGCCCGGUUCAAGUGUUAUCACUUUUAGGGAUGGAAAUAAACUCCGUUGAGAUGGUUUUCCAUCUUCCGGCUGACAAAUUAUCAGUCCUGUUGCGCAUGGUCGACUUGAUUUGCAGCGCCAGGAAGGUAUAGUUACAACAAAUGCAGGUGCUUCUGGGGCACUUGGCCUUUGCGUGUCGUGUGCUUCCGAUGGGUCGGGCAUUUUGUAGGCGCCUUUCUCUUUCCACUGUGGGGGUUCGGGAGCCCUUUCAUUUUAUUCGGGUCACUCGUCAUUUGCAUGCAGACCUUCAGGUGUGGAGCUCCUAUCUGGAGCGCUACAAUGGUCGCUCCGGCUGGCUGCAGGAGGCUACGUCUAACUCGGAGUUGAACCUCUUCACAGAUGUGUCCAGUGCCAUUGGUUUUGGAGCAUACUUCCAGGGCCAAUGGUGCGCGGAGGCAUGGCUGGCCCGGUGGCUGGGCUUGGACAUGAUGCAGAAUUUAACGUUUUUGGAGUUGUUUCCCAUUGUGGUCUCCUUAGAGCUCUGGGGGGAGGCUCUUCGCAACAGGGCGGUGGUUUUUCACACUGACAACAUGAGCAUUGUCCAUGUGAUAAAUCGCUCGUCCUCCAGUUCUCGCGCUUCUGCGUCAGCUGGUCCUCCUUUCUUUAAGAUUUAAUAUUUGGAUAAAAGCAAGUCAUGUCCCGGGUGUGCAGAAUGUGGUAGCUGACUCUCUUUCUCGGUUUCAGUGGGACCGCUUUCGGGAGUCAGCGCCGGCGGCGGAAGCAGUGGGUCUCAGCUGUCCGGACUCCUUCUGGGAGAUCGAUUUGGAGGAUUGAGUCAUGUUGGUGGCGGACUCCUUGUCUGACGCUUCUUGGAGAUCGUAUCAAGCGGUCUGGCGCCAAUGGCUGGCCAUGUUCUCGCAGAGUCGGGUGCUGGGGUCAGAGUCAGGACGCCUGGAGGCGACACUGACAAUGCUAGAGGCGAUGCUCGAACAGGGUAAGUCUUGCUCCUCGGCUGAAAAGUCCUUGACAGCUCUGUCUUUUCUAUGUAGGUUUAUGGGUUGGCGAGAUGUUUCUCCGGAGUUUGGUAUCCAGCGAGUGAUCUGGGGUUGGAGGCUUAGGAGGGCCCCGGACCGCCGCCGCCCGGUGUCAGUCGACUUGCUAGGGCGGAUUCAGUCAGCGUUGGGUGCGGUUUGCUUCUCGGAAUACGAGGUAUUGUUAUUCCGGGUUGCAUUUUCAUUUUGUUUCUUUGGGGCCUUUCAUGUGGGCGAAUUGGUCUACCGCUACCGAACGUCUGUUGGGCCACUUCUGUUGGCGGACAUCCGGUGGGCUGAGGACUUCGUGGACGUUUUCAUCAGGUGGUCUAAGACCGACCAGGUAGGUAGGGGUUCGUAUCGGUGCGACUAGUGGGGGGUUUUGCCCGGUUAGGCUUUUCUUGGCAUAUUUACGGAGGAGGCCGUUGGCGUAUCUUUCCUUGCUGGUUCAUACAACGGGACUCCCCUCAGUUUACGGCAAUGUUUCGGGCCGCAUUGGCAGAGUGUGGGUUGGAUUCGCGGCAGUACUCAGCUCACUCAUUUCACAUAGGGGCGGCCACUCAGGCAAGUUUGUGGGGGUUCUCUGCUGCAGCAAUUCAGCGGUUGGGUAGAUGGGGCUCUCAUCGCUACAGGUCCUAUGUCAGGCCUCAUUUGUUAUAACGUUUGUUUCUUCCUAGAUCCUCGGCCUCGCUGUGUUUGGAUAUUGGGUAAUUCCUUUGUAUACUGGGCAUACGAGUGUGUGUCCCUUCGGAGGUAUGUGUCGGGGCCAGUGACCUUAGUUAUCCACGCGGGGGGUAAUGACCGAGGGCGCAGGUCAGUAGAUCCCCUACACGCGAUAAGACAUGAUCUGGCUCGUUGCAUGGCUCUCUUUCCAGCUCUGACCCUGAUCUAGUCGGAAAUCGUGUUCAGGCCUUGCUGGCGUGGGGUGUGGAGUGCAGUAGGCGCAAGCUUAAUGUGGCCAUUGGGAAAUUUGUUCACCGCCUCGGGGGGUUUGUCGUGAGGCACACGGAAUUGGAGGGAGACAACUCCAACCUUAUGCACAGGGACGGGGUUCACCUCUCUCUUAUAGGUUUAGAUAUCCUGAAUUCCGGGCUACAGGUGGUUAUCGAGGAGGCACUGGCUGCGGGGGGACGCGGUGCCUGCCAAGGGGACAGUUAGGGAAGCCCCCCCGCGAUGGCGGUAGUCCUGGCCAGCGAAGAGAAUUGGAAAGAAGUGCCCAAGCGGCUUGGGGAGUCAUAGCCUGCUGAGAGCUGAUGGCGGGGGCAGGCUGCUCCUGACUCGUGGCUUCAUUUGAUAGAGCGGUCUGUUGGUAAUCCCCCAACAGCUGACAGGUUGUGGACGCUGGCAAUAAUCAUGUUGUGUAUUUAUUGGGCAACGGGUGGUUGGGGUUUGGUCUGGGUCAGCAGUCAUGCAUAAUAUGUAUAUAAUUAGCACUUGAGCUGUAGAUAGCGCUGUGCAGUUCAGAGUACUGCUUAUUUAUGAUAUGAACUUGUUGGUACUCACAGGAAGGAAGUUCUUUGUUUUUUUUCCACUUGCUCUAUGUCUCUCUUCCUUUUAUCUUUCACCCUGCUGGCUGUUGUUUUAAGUAACUAAUAUGCUAUAAAUGUUUGCUGUUUAUACACACAAGUAAAGCCUAAUAUGCUUCUUCACAAUAUGCCAGUGUCUCUUUUUGAUGCAUAGCCAACAGAUUAUGGGUCCAGACACUGAAGGAAAACCACAAAUAAGUAAGUGUUGCAUCUAUGAUCCCAGUAAAUACUGAGUACGGAAACAAGAGCUGCAUCUAAUUUACUGAAAGAUGGCGAACAUAUGAAGGCUAUGCUGUUGAUUGUGGAACAGCUACGUGCAAUAGGUGAAGAUAUGAAAGACAAUCAUGUAGUAGCAUUAUUACUAAGCAGCCUUCCAGAGUCAAUUGGUGCCCUUAUAAAUGCUCUAUAAACCAGACCAGAGCAGGAACUAAAGGAAAAUUAAUUGAUGAAUACAACAAAAGAAAGGAAAAUAUGCAUAUGGAAGAGGAUGAGAGAUCAGAGGUAGCGCUAAAGGUGCAUGUAGGCAUACGACAAAGCAAAGAAACCAGGGUAUGUUUUCGGUGCAAAAAGGCCGGUCACCUAAAAAAGAACUGCUCAAUCUAGAAAGCUGAGCAGCGAAGGAAAGAGCCACCAACAAGAGAAAAAGUUAAAACAGCCACAAAGGAAACUGCAGGUGCAUCAUGGAGUGGUACCUUUAAAGUAACUCAGAAUAGCACAUCACACGGAUGGUGCAUCGACUCAGGGGCAACAAGUCACAUGACAAGUGAUGAAACGUUUUUUAAAGAAAUUGAUUACAGUGCAAAAGACAGUCUUCCUAGCAAAUGGAAAAGUAUCACUGCGGAAGGUAACGGUCAAGGUUUCCUGAAAUGCAUCACACCGUCAGGGGGUAAGCAAAGCAUCCUUGUAAAGAAUGUUCUGUAUGUUCCAAGCCUAGAAGGAAGUCUUCUAUCAGUGAAAACCCUUGCUAAAAAUUGACUCACAGUUCACUUCUGAGGCAAUGAAUGCACAAUUCAAAACAGAAAACAAAUCCUAGCAAAAGGAAGGUUGAAUGAACACCUGUACAAACUCAUCACUGCAAGCGAACAAGCCAGAGCAACAACUCAUAAUGUACACGACAAGUGUAUCCACCUGUGGCACAGAAGAUUGCGGCAUCGAAACCCAGAAGCCAUAAAGGAUUUUGCAAAGAUAGGUCUAUCAGAAGGUAUGACAAUUUUGCCUUGCCACAUGCUCAGUGCACAUGUUGUAUCAAAGCAAAUGCCACAUGUACACCACUUCCACAGACCAGUCAAAGAAAGAUGACUCAGUCCAUGGAACGUAUACACAGUGACAUGUGUGGACAAAUGAAAACCCCCACACCUAGCGGGAACAGGUAUUUACUGACCUUCAUUGACGUUUAUUCUAGAUACACAACGACAUAUCUGCUGAAGCACAAAAGCGAGACAUCAGAGAGACUUCAAGAAUUUGUAGCUAUGACUAGCAACAAAUUUCAACGGAAACCAGGAAUAAUACGCACUGACAAUGGAGAGAAAUAUAUGGGAAAGGAAGUGGAAUCAUAUCUAAAGAAACAAGGUAUUAUACACCAAACAACUGUACCAUACACUGCCGAUCAAAAUGGUGUAACAGAAAGGAAAAACCGCACUCUCACAGAAAUGGCCAGAUGCAUGCUUUCAGAUGCCAACUAACCUAACUAGUACUGGGGAGAAGCAAUAAUGACUGCAACAUACCUACAGAACAGGCUACCAUCAAAAACAAUUGAAAGUACCCCAUACCAAAUGUGGAAUGGAUCAAAAUCCAGUAUAGGACAUAUCAAAGUGUUCGGCUGUAAAGCAUAUGUGUAGCGGUACUUACCCUCUCCGGGAGCCGGACGAGGUCCUCUUUCCCAGCCGCGUGCGGUCCUGCAUCUGAGCGAGCCGCAUACGGCUCGUCCGACGGGGAGAUCCAGAAGGCGUGCACUGACCGCGAGACGCAGCCACGUGACUCACCUGGCACUGGGAGCGCACUGCGCGUAUCGGGCGCGCUUUUAAAGGGACAGUGGGAGCCGAAAUGCAAAACGGUCUCCCAUUGGCUCAUGUCAUUCCACAUUCCCCAUACACUUACAUUUUGGGGGCGUGGAUAUGACAGGGGCCAAUCAAAUUAAACACUAAGGUAUUUAUACUCACCUUUCCCUUAGCUCCCUGCCCUAUCGUGGUUUUUGAUUCAGUCCCCUUUAGUGCUUGCUUCGUCUAGUAGUGGUUUUUUCGUGCUUGACCUUGGCUUUGUACCUGACUCCGUUUUUCUUUUUAUCCCUGCUUUGUCUUGUUCGCCGGGUUUCCUGACUCCUGUGCACCAGUCCUUGGCUAGUUUUUGUUUUCGCUGUCUCUCUGUUCCCUUGACCUCGGCUCGUUCUUGACUCUGUCUUUUCUCUGUUGUGCCCAGCUUGUUUUAUUGUAUGAGCAUCUCUGUAUUAUGCUCAGAUCUCUGUAUUGUAUGAGUAUCUAUAUACUGUAUAGAGAGGAGUAAAAUUCUGGGGGUAACAGUCUGGCACCCUGUGGCGGAACAAGCCUCGCCACUGGGCAUUGGAGAAGACUGAUUGCCAGCCUCCUGCCCUGUGACUAUGGCCCCUGAAAUGUAUUCUGCCCUUUAAGAAACUUAUUUGGGAUUAUUGGAUUUUGAAACACUUUUUCUGCCCCUUUGAAUACAUGGGAAGGUGUGCCCCUCCCCUGCUUCCUGUCUUUUGUUCUCCAGCAGGGCGUUGUCCCAGGGAAACACUGUUUCUGCCCCUUUGAAUACAUGGGAAGGUGUUGUCCCAGGGACACUGCCAGAACAGUUGGAACUUGCUGUUUUGCCCUUCCUCUGUCUCUCAUCAGCCCUUGCUAUGAUUUAACCCCAUGGCGAUUUGACUGUGUUCGUGGGAUCUGAGCGCUGUUCGGAUAUAGUGAGCGCUCAGAUCCAAGCUAUCUGGGGAUAGGUUGAAUGUGGGGGUUCUGUUCAGUAUGAUAGGAAUUAUGUAUUUUUAUGUGUUUUUUACUGAUAUUUCUGUAUGCUGGAGAUAAUUGGCUUACCACACCCAAGCCACACUUGCAGUUGGGCAAAAAGGGACUUCUAACUAACAUUUGACCCACUGGACCAAUUUGUACGAUUUUGACAUAUGUUUGUAUUUGGAGUAUGCGGAUUUUAUGUGAAUGUGAGGUAUACUUUCAGAGUUAUGAAUAUUGGGUAAAACUGUAUUUUCCUGCCUAUGAUAAUUACUUUAGCCCAUUGUGUUCAGUAAUUAUAUCACAGGCAGAGGGGAGGAUUUCUACUGUGUAUGUGGGAAUGAUAUUUUGUUAAUUAGUGUUCCCAUUGGUUUGUGUCCCUUUUGUCACAGUUUACCACCAGGUCCUAGGGGUGUGCCUCUGGCCUGAAAACUUGCAUAAAAGAAAGCACUUUGGUGCUGAUUAAAAAUAGUUCUUCUUCACCCUCAAUCUGAUUCCUGUAUCUUAUUGGGGGAAUCUGCUACAAGGGAUUGCUAUGCUUGUCAUACUCCCUUGCUAAAUCACUACUAAGCUCUUGUAAGAGCUUGUUCCUGCCUUGCUCUCUGGAGGAGUCUACGGUGGUUAAGGUGUCAGCUGGAGUGCUUGGAGCCCUCAGGAAGCGCUAGGAGCAUCCAUCAACGAAGGUACCCACUCAGGGUGCCCGUUGAUACGUUACACACCCCAUUAUCUUAAACCCUCACCAGCCGCCACUGGCUAGGUCCCCCAUUAGCAUGAAGUAUAUACGUGCAAACACUGCUGGUAGUUGGAAAAAGGCUUAUCCAACAAUUCAACAAGGUAACAAUUUUAAAUUUAAGGUAUAUAUGUAUAAAAAUGUGUGUGUGUGUGUGUGUGUGUGUGUGUGUGUAUAUAUAUAUAUAUAUAUACAUAUAUAUAUAUAUAUAUACACACAUAUAUUUAUACCCCUACUAGAAUUUACACCAAUGCAAUCAAUGGGAUAACACAACCCUUUUGCCUCUUCAUCGCCUGUGGUUAUAGCUAGCACACUAGGGUACUCUAAUACCACCUUUAAUUUCUGCACAUCUAUUAUUCUCAAUAUCCAUAAAACAACAUUGUGGCAUGUAGCAAAACACUAAAGCUCCAUACAUGAAUUGCAUGUGCAAUGUAAACACAAACUACACUAACCCUUUCAAUGUAGAGAACAGGAAUUCACUGAUUUGCAAUGAAUAGUUCUUCCCAUGGUACUGAAAAAGCUGAACAAAACUUUACAAUAACGUAUUUUCAACUCCAAUGUGCUUGAGGUCCACAGGUCCCAGUGGAAGGUUAACUAAGAAAAGACUGUUUAUUUUCCCAAAACACACAUAGACCCCGUGUAACGAAACAUUUAACAGGCAAGUGGUGCCUUCAAACUUGACGUUCUUUAUUGAUUUCAGUCAUGCUCAGAUUGCACCCUUACACUAAAAGCCCCAUCUUCCAGACCUCACAUGGCCCAUCUCUUUUCCUUACAUUGGCUCCUAUAAAUUUUAGGGUUGAACUUAAAAUCCUAGUGGUUAUCUAUAAAGCUCUUCAUAAUAGUACCAGAAUCUCCAUGUGCACUAAUAAAGAAGUAAGUCCGAUCCUGGCCCCUCCAGUCCCAUAUUCUGAUUAUUAUUCUUGGCAGGUGGGAGAGUUGGCACCGGGGGCUCAGCACGUGGCAAAAUGUAACACCCUUACAAUUGCCACCUGGGUCCAAAGAUGCCCCUGGGACCCCUGUAAUGUCGACCUUGCUAAGAGGCCCAUCAUAAUAUUGGCAAAUAAUGUCAUGUGCAUGAAAUGUUAGUGACAUAUCAAGCAUGACUGUCAUAACUGUCUAUGAAUAGUACAUUUCAAGAGAUAUUUGCAGACAUGUCAAAAGUCACUUGCACUGAAUGGGGAACGGUCACUUCCAGAAGCUUCAAGUUUUUUGCUUGUUUUUUUUAAUUAGAUAAAUCGAUGCAUUUAUUUAAAGUAAGAUAGCUAGUUUUACCUUAACCCCUUAAGGACACAUGACAUGUGUGACAUGUCAUGAUUCCCUUUUAUUCCAGAAGUUUGGUCCUUAAGGGGUUAAAGGGGGAAAUGCCACCUCCCCGAUAUUUGACAUAUAUAAUAUCAUGUUUACCUCCUAUAUUUAACAGAUUUAUUUUUUUUUAAAUGUUUACAUUUGUAUUUUUUAUUGAAUUUCAUGCAAAGUAGCAGAUAUUCACAUCAGAGUAUUGUUUUUUCAAGUUAACAAAAUAACAGCAGUGGAUAAGACAUAUUUCAAGUAACAUGGGAUCAAAUAUAUUGCAAAUAGCCGAACUGGCAUUUAUGUAGGCUCUAUGUCUGUGCAUCCUGUGUCAGCUAGAGUAAGGCGUUAGUUCAGUGGGUGUCUGUUGUCGGUAUUCGCUUUUCCUCAGGCUGUGUCCUGGACAUGUAUGUCUCACUGUGUGGCCUCGUGAUAAACUAGUAUGUGGGUGUGUGUGUGGGCUUCGAACUGGGGUAUUGCUGCAGUGCUG